Aspergillus ibericus CBS 121593 is the source of this 959-nucleotide messenger RNA. RefSeq lists its product as uncharacterized. The record is from RefSeq and is a predicted model, not a curated record. NCBI's taxonomy places the organism in Eukaryota, Fungi, Ascomycota, Eurotiomycetes, Eurotiales, Aspergillaceae. The transcript is spliced from 2 exons. The annotation marks the transcript as partial.
ACAGCGUCUGUAGCAAGUAGCAGCUUGACUACUGUCUCAUGUCCAUUCUCGGCUGCUUUGGAAAGAGGUGUACGUCCGUCAUUAUCCUGCGCGUCUGGGUCGAUACCCUCCGUGGCAAGUAAGAGUCCAACGACCGUAUCAUUGCCUUCCUGGGCUGCCUUUGACAAUGGCGUUUCUCCAAGAUCGUCUUUGAUAUCAGGACUGGCGCCUGCAGCAAGCAACAGUUCGACUAUUGUCACGUAUCCACCUGAUGCCGCCACUGAGAGGGGCGUCACGCCAUCCAUAUUCCCACAGUUAGGGUUGACACCCGGCGUACCAAGAAGUAUCUUGACAACUGCCUCAUGUCCUGAUAAUGCCGCGUACCAGAGUGGUGUUUGCCCGUCGGAAGACCUGACAGGAUCAACCCUGCCGGUGUCGAGGAGCAGAUUGACUAUUGCCGCAUGUCCAUUCUGUGCUGCCUCUAACAAUGGAGUCCGUCCCCAAUUAUCUCGAGAAUCGGGGUUGACUUCCUCCCUAGCAAGGAGAGAUUGGACUACUGCUUCAUGUCCAUGUUUUGCUUCCCAUGAUAGUGGUGUCCGCCCGUUGAAAUCCCGUGGAUCAGGAUCAACACCUUCUGUAGCAAGCACGUCUAGUGAUUUCCGAGCGGUCUCUUCGUUUCCCUGUCCUGCAGCCCACAGCAACGCCGAACUCCCACCUUCUUGUACAUCAUACCGAUAAAGAUAGGGGUUGAUCAGGUGGUAGAUAUGUCUGUUGGUUUGCGCCAGAGAAUUGAUAUCCUCAAGCUCCAGCUUCUCGGCGAUACAUGGCAGGAUCUCACUUGGGAAGUGAAGAAGCAUGUCCAGGAUGUUCAUUUGAUGAGGUGUGUUUACUGUGAUAGGAACAGGCAAGGGAGGUCGAGGAUGUUGCCCCUCACAUGAUGUCAACCCAAGGUCCGGGCAUUUGGACGCGCGGCCGGUGAG